Ichthyophthirius multifiliis is the source of this 360-nucleotide messenger RNA. RefSeq lists its product as hypothetical. The transcript has 2 exons. NCBI's taxonomy places the organism in Eukaryota, Ciliophora, Oligohymenophorea, Hymenostomatida. Gene Ontology annotation, molecular function: protein binding. The record is from RefSeq and is a predicted model, not a curated record.
AUGGCUAUAGGAGGCUCCAGUGGUUAAGUUAAGUUGUGGUAUAUUGCUGGAAACGAAAUUAUGGCAAGCCUAGAAUUAGAAAAGGGUAAAGAAAAUAUUAACAUGAUAAACUUUUGUGAAAAUGGAUAUUUCUUUGUAGCUGGAAGUGAAGAUGCGAAUACUAUUAGCAUAUGGGAUUUGAGAAAAGGAAAUACUGCGUGCAGUUUUGGAGGUGAAGGGGAUAAAUUUAAUUACACAGCAGUUUAAUUUGAUGAUUUAGGAAGUGUAAUUGCUUUAGGAAAUUAAUAAGGAUUUGGAUAAUAUUCGAGUUAUAUUUUAAGUUGUUCGGAAGAUUAGUAAUUGGCAUUUUCUUAAUAAUGA